Molecule: messenger RNA, 683 nt
Organism: Vigna angularis (adzuki bean)
Lineage: Eukaryota; Viridiplantae; Streptophyta; Magnoliopsida; Fabales; Fabaceae
Exons: 2
Coding region: 181-501 (106 amino acids)
Source: RefSeq, a predicted model, not a curated record
GGGAAUUUACUACACGUGUAGUUCUUCACACUCUCUUCUGUGCGCUCCUCAUCGAAUCUUCUCACACCAUUCUCUCUUUCUCUCUCUUUCUCUCAGUCUUCUCUGCACUGCAUCCUUCACCUAUUUUUCCCCAAAUCGUAAGCACCAGAGGGACACAGAUACGAGGUUGCAAGAGUCACAAUGAGUCUGGCAUGUCUUGUGUGCCAUAGUGUGGAUAGUCCAUCACCAUCACACUCUUUCAGGAGCUACUCUGUUUCAAGUGCAGAAAAUGAAGGAAGAUGCCAUGCUGUUGCAACCUGCUUAACCAGGAAACUGUCUCUUCCACCCUCUGCAGUACACUCUUUUCUUGCACCAACAUCAUCUUCCAAAGUCACACCACAACCUGCUGGUUCAAGCAACAGCUUGAUACCUGGCGGCACGCCGAGGCUUGUCAGAAGCCGUGCAGUGACAAGGGACCGAGUAAGAAAUUGGAAUUUUGAUGAAAUUGUAAUGCAGUCCUAGUCAAAACUAUAAGAUAGAAUAAGACUAGGGAAUUUUCUGGUGGGAUAGUUUAUAGCAUGGUAUUGCUAUUUUGCCCCUUUAAAUUUUGUUAUGGGUGCAAUUUAUCUCUUUCUCUAGUUUUCUUGUAAAAGAGUCCAAACAUUUCUAGCCAUGAAAAUAUUCUACUGCGUGAUUCUACUUCA